CAAGAUGGCAGCCAACGUGUUCCCCUUUCGCGACGCGCGUGCCGCGCCAGAUCCGGUGCUGGAGGCCGGUCCGGUGGCCCAUGGGCCACUGCCCGUGCCGCUGGUGCUGGACAACGGGUCGUUCCAGGCCCGCGCCGGCUGGGCGUGUCCAGGGCCGGACCCAGGCCCCGAGCCGCGUCUGCAGUUCCGCGCGGUGUGCGCCCGCGGGCGUGGAGGGGCGCGGGGCGGGGCGGGCCCGCAGGUAGGCAACGCGCUGGGCAGCCUGGAGCCGCUGCGCUGGAUGCUGCGCUCGCCCUUCGACCGCAACGUGCCGGUCAACCUGGAGCUGCAGGAGCUGCUGUUUGACUACAGCUUCCAGCACCUGGGCGUCUCCUCACAGGGCUGUGUUGAUCAUCCCAUAGUUUUGACAGAAGCUGUGUGUAACCCAUUGUAUUCACGACAAAUGAUGUCUGAGCUUCUUUUUGAGUGCUACGGGAUUCCAAAGGUUGCCUAUGGAAUAGACAGCCUCUUCAGCUUCUACCACAGUAAGCCAAAGAACUCGACUUCCAGUGGGCUCAUCAUUUCAUCUGGAUACCAGUGUACACAUAUUUUACCCAUCUUAGAAGGGAGGUUAGAUGCUAAAAACUGCAAGCGUAUCAAUCUUGGAGGAAGCCAAGCAGCUGGCUACCUCCAGCGUCUCCUCCAGCUGAAGUAUCCUGGACACCUGGCAGCCAUCACCCUCAGCCGCAUGGAGGAGAUCCUGCAUGAGCACAGCUACAUCGCUGAGGAUUACGUGGAAGAAUUGCAGAAGUGGCAGUGCCCUGAUUAUUAUGAGAACAACGUCCACAAGAUGCAGCUUCCGUUUUCCAGCAAGCUCCUUGGCAGCACUCUGACCUCUGAGGAGAAACAGGAAAGGCGGCAGCAGCAAUUGCGGCGGCUGCAGGAGCUCAACGCCCGGCGGCGGGAGGAGAAGCUGCAGCUGGAUCAGGAGCGGCUGGACAGAUUGCUCUAUGUGCAGGAACUUCUAGAGGAUGGCCAGAUGGAUCAGUUUCACAAAGCUCUGAUAGAGCUGAACAUGGACUCCCCAGAAGAGCUGCAGUCCUACAUACAAAAGCUCAGUUUGGCGGUGGAGCAAGCUAAGCAGAAGAUCCUUCAAGCAGAAGUCAACCUCGAAGUGGAUGUGGUAGACAGCAAGCCGGAGACCCCUGACCUGGAGCAGCUAGAACCAUCAUUGGAAGAAGUGGAAACCAUGAAUGAUUUUGAACCCUUGUUUUCAGAGGAGACACCUGAGGUGGAGAAGCCUGUCACCACUGUCCAGCCCGUGUUUAACUUGGCAGCAUAUCAUCAGCUGUUUGUUGGAACAGAGAGAAUUCGAGCUCCAGAAAUCAUUUUCCAGCCGUCUCUCAUAGGAGAAGAGCAGGCUGGGGUAGCGGAGACUCUUCAGUACAUUCUGGACAGGUACCCAAAAGACAUUCAGGAGCUGCUAGUUCAGAACGUUUUCCUCACUGGGGGAAACAUGAUGUAUCCUGGGAUGAAAGCCAGAAUUGAGAAGGAACUGUUGGAGAUGAGACCCUUUCAGUCUUCUUUUCAGGUCCAACUUGCCUCAAACCCUGUGCUGGAUGCCUGGUACGGUGCUCGUGACUGGGCCUUGGACCACCUAGAUGACAACAAAGCCUGGAUCACUAGGAAGGAAUAUGAAGAAAAGGGAGGAGAGUACCUCAAGGAGCACUGUGCUUCCAACAUCUACGUUCCCAUCCGCCUGCCAAAGCAGGCCUCACGUGCCUCAGAAGCCCAGGUUUCUGGCAAAGGCUCAGGGGCCAGUGGAAGCAGUGCCGGUGAGCAGGCCUAGCAGAGGGGCAUGCCCGAGAGACUCCCCUGCAGUGUCCGAGGGCCACAUCAGCAGUGUGACAGGACAGCGAUGUGCUAGGUGUAUCCAGCCUGAGUCCACUGGUCACAUUUGGCUACAAAAUGGAUUUCUCCUGGGGGGAACAGAGUUAUUAAACAACACUGGGAGUUAGCCUUCAGUGUUAUGUCUAUACGGGGGCUUCUGCAGUGAAGGAACAUAGUGUGGCUCCUGGCGUCUUUGUUGAUGAACUGUGGCAUCAGCUUCCUACAGCAGCCCGCAGAGACAGGGUGGCAGACGUGUACAAGAUAUGUAAGACAUAUUUCUUUUUUUUUUUUUUUUUAAACCUAUAUAGGGAUCCGAACCUGUGGCCUUGUUAUCAGCACCACACUCUCCCAAGUGAGCCAUGGGCUGGCCCUGUAAGACGUAUUUCUUACUGCAGUUUAAAGUCUUUUUUGUUUAAAAAAAUCCUUUAAAAUUUAUCUUGUCAAUGUCAACAUUUUAUUCUUCUAAAUUUAUUCAGAAAUUGUGUGAAUGCCCAGCAGAGGGAGGUCUUUCAUGUGUAUAAAAAAGUAACUUUUAUGUUAUAAAAGCAGUCAUCCACGAAA
Messenger RNA from Galeopterus variegatus (Sunda flying lemur), 2430 nucleotides. RefSeq names its product ARP5 actin-related protein 5 homolog (yeast) (gene ACTR5). The record is from RefSeq and is a predicted model, not a curated record. The transcript is spliced from 9 exons. Gene Ontology annotation, biological process: regulation of DNA-templated transcription. Gene Ontology annotation, cellular component: cytoplasm; Ino80 complex. Bases 5 to 1828 code for a protein of 607 amino acids. Lineage: Eukaryota; Metazoa; Chordata; Mammalia; Dermoptera; Cynocephalidae.